UUUUGUGUUGCUUUUUUUGUGUGUCGAAAUCUGUACAAUGAAACGCCUUGGGGGGGAUGUCCUUUGCCUAAAUGAAAGCCCUUGCAGAGUGCUCUGACAGGAACCGAUACAACAGAUACAGAUACAGAUACGGGGCUAGCCAUGAGAUACAUAUCAUCCGAAUACUAACUGUAAAUGCCACAACAGGGGGACAAGGAAAUAUACAUAAAUAGGAGCAUAGAAAAACACCAAGAAAAGGGACAGGGACAAAGAUAGGACACGCACACAAAAUGAAUACACAGGAGGAUGAGGAUCGGGAGGGCAUGCCGCCCAUCAGCACCACCACAUUCGGCAUACCCAACGAUCCGGCGCUGCUGGACGAGUAUGAGCUGUACCGCCCAUCGAUGGGCACCCGGCGGCUGGUCAGCGAGCUGCAUCGUGAGAUCUACCCAGAGGCCUUCAUCGAGCACGAACGGCUGGGCACCUUGGCGGAUCUGUGUGUGCGGGCGCUGGCCAAGAACCAAGGCACUCUGCACAUUGCAUUGCCCGUGCAGGAGGAUCCGCUGAAGCUGCGCAUCCACUACGACUCCAUUGACGUGGACCUGCCGCUGCGGGAGUGCUACUUUGUGGAGGAUUUGCGGUAUUGGCGGCGCGUGGUGCUGGCCAAGAGCUCCGACAAGUCGCUGGCGCUGAAGAAGCUCGCGGAGUACGACUGGCGGGGCAAGGGGAUCAGCAUCAAGUACGUGGAGAUGGUGGAGUCCUGUCCGGCGGCAUUCUGGCCGGAGCGCGAGAUGGCCGAGCUGGCGGGACUCGUGCGGGAGCAUGUCCGCACCAUGGACAUCCGCCAUCUGCAGUCCCGCACGGAGGAGAGCUUCCAGCCUCAGAUGCAGAGCAGCGACUCAGAGCCGGACGUCACUUCGGAGGAGUCUGAGGAGCUGAUCAUUUCCAGCGAUGAGCGCAACACCUCAUCCGAGUUUCCGGAUGAGCAGGAGGAGGAGUGCUCCGAGGAGCAGUCUGCAAUGGAGCAGCCCCAGCAGCAGCCACAACUGGAGCAGAAGUCGUCGCACACCAAGCCCAAGCAGGCGAAGAUAAUUUUCAAUGAAUUGGAAAGCACCGAUCAGGAGCAGUCGGGAGCGGCAGCCGGACAGGCCGACGAAGGGGCGUACCUUGUGGAAGGCAUCCAGGAGGAUAAACGCGUGGGGCGUGCUGCACGCAACGCCGUGCGCCAGCAGCUGCGUGACAUGCAGGCCGCCAAGAGGGAGCAGCACGAGCAGCGGCAGCACCGUCGCACCCUGAUGCGUCAGAAACCCGUUGAGGAGCCGCUGAAGAAGAGCCGCAAGAGCCGCAAGACGGUCAUGGGCGUCUUCAACAUGAAGGUGGAGGCUGAGAAGGAGGACGAAGAGGAGAAGAUUGUCGACAAUCGCAACAAGCAGAAGCUGCUGGCACGCAUCAAGCGCUUCGACUACCCCUCGGAGUACUGCCACCAUGUGGACCUGAGUUUUGUGCGCUUCUUCGAUAAUCUCGUCUCGCUCACCCUCGAGUUCCUGGGGCCGCACAUGGGGCGCGAGUUCCACAGGCGGCACCUGCGCUUCUCCCUGGAGGACAUGUUGCGGCUGGCCAGGGGUCUCCAGGCACUCGACAAGCUGCAGAUCUUCCGCCUGCGCAACAGCCGCAUGGACCAGCUCAAGCUGCACGCCCUGUGCGGUGGCCUCAGGGACCUGAAGGCAUUGGAAGUGGUUGACUUUGGCUACGACCAGAUGUCAGACGACUGUGGCGCCACCUUGGGCUCCCUGCUGAAGCGCGAGACCAUGCUGAAGGCCCUGGAGCUGGAGUACAAUCAGCUGGACCUGAACGCAGCCUCGGCCAUUGGCGCUGCCCUGAUGCAGCACCACCAGGAUGCGGGGGCGAUGCACCUGCAGUACCUGGGCCUGGCCCACAAUCGCAUGAGUGACAAGGCGCUGUCGACGCUUGUCCACUACAUCGUGGGCACCGACCAUGUGGAGGAGCUCAACGUUUCGGCCAUUACGGCCCGCAAGGAGGUGGUGGCGGAUAGUCUGGGCUACUUGCUGCGCAACCAUCCGCCACUGCGGCGACUGGAUCUGGCGGCCAUACCGAUGAACAGCACCGUGGGCCGGAGACUUGUCUGCGCCCUGGAGCGCAACCAGAGGGUCACGCACUUUGACUGUCGCGGCUGCGACAUGGACAGCGACGAGGAGUUUGAGGCAUCCAUUAUAGUGAGGCGCAACGCCUUCCAGACGGAUCACUCGUACAUCGGGGACGAGACCAAAACGGAGCAGGACAUACAGGAGCACUUCAAGAGCAUCAAGCACCCGCUGGUGCAGAAGCUCGAGGGCGAGAGACAACGCCAGGCUGAGUGCCUCAAGGUGCGUCCCCCUCUGGCCAGCACACCCAGCGAGACCAGCAUGAGAUCCCUGGCGGAGGAAAAGGAGGAGCCAGAGUACGACAUUUGGGCCGAGUUGGGCAUCAAAACUAAACUCUCAGCCCACCAAGUGCCAGAGCCCUCCGUGUCCAGCCACAGCUCAGUGUCCGAUAAGGGUCCCUUUUACUUCGAUCCGAACAGCUUCGAUCUGGAGCAGUUCCGGGAGCACAUCCACCACCAGGGCAUUGGCAAUCGCUACUACUACUUCAAGAGCCGCAGGGAACAACGCUGAUCUGAUCUGAUCUCAUCCACCAUCCUAGGGAUAUGUUAUCUAGGGAUUUUUUGUUAUUUGUUAGUUCGAUUUGAUCCAAAUCUAAAGUCGUUAGGAGGAGAUUCACAGAACACCCAAACGUUUAACGUUUGGUAUCCAUUGUGGGACCAUUAAAGCAUGUUCAAAUUCGGA
Drosophila obscura is the source of this 2822-nucleotide messenger RNA. RefSeq lists its product as uncharacterized. The transcript has a single exon. Lineage: Eukaryota; Metazoa; Arthropoda; Insecta; Diptera; Drosophilidae. The record is from RefSeq and is a predicted model, not a curated record. Bases 270 to 2651 code for a protein of 793 amino acids.